GACUGCGGUCACACUGAGAACUAAGAGGAAAAUGGAAAACACAAGUUAAAACGUGAAUAAUUUUGGGCGAAUUUUUGUGGUAUCAAUCUGGUGAAUAGGGACAGGCGACAGCGACAGGAUGCCAGGCAAGGUGGGGGUGAAGAUCAAGGCGGCGCGCAACCUGCCGGUGAUGGACAAGAGCAGCGAGACGACGGACGCGUUCGUGGAAAUUAAACUGGCUUCCGUGACCCACAAGACGGAUGUGUUCCGCAAGAGCUUGAAUCCCACUUGGAACACCGAUUGGUUUCGUUUCGAGGUGGACGAUGCAGAGCUGCAGGACGAGCCGCUGCAAAUCCGACUGAUGGACUAUGAUACCUACUCGGCCAACGAUGCCAUCGGCAAGGUGAACAUCAGCUUGAAUCCCCUGUGCCUGGAGAGCUCUAGUCAGGCGGUGCACGGCAAGGGCACCGUGCUGUCCGGCUGGAUUCCUGUUUUCGACACCAUGCACGGCAUUCGCGGCGAAAUCAAUGUUAUCGUCAAGGUGGAUCUUUUCUCGGACGUCAACAAAUUCCGACAGAGCUCCUGUGGCAUCCCCUUCUUCCACUCCCAGUGCGUGCCGUUUGGCUACCGCGCCCAGGUGAUUCAUGGCUUUGUCGAAGAGCUAGUUGUCAAUGAUGAUCCGGAGUACCAGUGGAUUGACAAGAUACGGACGCCCCGUGCUUCGAACGAAGCCCGACAGGUGGUCUUUCUCAAGUUGUCCGGCCAGGUGCAGCGUAAAAUGGGUCUGAAAGCCAUAAACAUGGGCGCCAAUGCCGUGAUUGGCUAUACCCAGUGCUUCGAUUUGGAAGGUGAUGUGGGUGUGGUUGCCCGCGGAGUGGGCACAGCUGUUACGCUGAUCAAAGACACCAGCAGCAGUCAGCCGAAUAGCGCGGAUGUGGCCCUGAUCGAAGAAUCCAGCACUGACCUCCAACAGCAGCCAGGUUUAGUGAGUGGACCAGCGGGCGCAACAGGACCAUCAAGUAUACCGACAACAGUGGAGAGCAGUAGUCCCAGCUUAAAACGCUUCGCCUCUCCGGUGGGCAGCAAUCGCCUGAAGCUGACGCCGAGUCCCUCAAAGAGUGGCAUCUCGGCCACCACGAAUGCGGACAGUGCAUCCACUUCGACCACAUCGACAGCCACCACAAUGGUGCCGACCACAGUUGGCGAGAUCUGUCGCCGCUCCUCUGACUCCGACCUGAGUGUCACGCCCAAAGGAAACUCAAUUUGUGUGGCCAGUGAGCGUUUAGUGGCCGCCACGGCAAUGAUGCGUCUAACGCAGCCAACGGUUGGAGCUAAGCCUGGCACAGCAACUGACAGCCUAGACAUGUUGGAGUAUCCUUUUCUGACCAUGACCAAGUAUCCAACAGGCUUCAUCCUCCAUCUGGGGGCCACUGUUGCAGCACGUUCUGUGAAGCUGCUAGAACGAGUGCCCAAUCCGGAUGAGCCGGAGGUACGUGACAGCUGGUGGACAGAACUGCGAAUGGAGAUCCGAUCUCACGCGCGUUCCCUAGGCUGUAAUGUAGUGCUGGGCUAUGCGGAGACCACAACCAUAUCCGACGACGUUUGUGUAUUAUCUGCCACUGGAACAGCUGCAGUGAUCAAUAUGGUCUUUAAUAGAUCUGUGUCACAGACCGAUAUCUUUACCAUGUCCAAGGCUACUGCUAGCGGAGCGGGUAUGUCGAAUUCCCUGGAGGAGCGCGAAGCCAAUGGCAGCAGUACCGGAGAAGCGGGCACUGGAAAAGACAGUGGUUCCCUCGGUACAGGGACCAGUUCGACGGGUAAACGUUAUGGACUUCCACCACUUAAUGGACCACGCAAUGCCUGUGCCAUGUGCCACAUACCCUACAACCUAAGCUCCGUGCCCUUCAAUGUGAAGAUGAAGAAGUGCGCCGUUUGCCGCAAGGGACGGGUCCCGGACGUACUCCUGGCCACGCUAGAGGUCCCAGAAUUUAUGCAGGUUACUGGACGUGGCUGCUUUAUGCAGGCUCAGGUGGUGCGUGCCAAGAGAGAUCUGCGAGCGGAGUUAAAUGCCAAAGAGAUAUCCGAUGGUCUUCCCUUCCUGGAGUAUGAACUACAUCGCGUGCUCAUUAACAAACUGAAGGCGAAGGGCAUGAAUGCCAUCUUUGGACUUCGCACACAGGUGGCUAUUGGGGAGCGCAUGAUAGCGCUUAUAGCCACGGGAACGGCCUUAUUCCUUAGUGCCCUGCCAGUGCCGCAGGUACCAAAGAUCGUGGCCGGAAACUCGUGGACCGACAAACAAAAGCUGAAUGAGUUGCAGAAGAAGCUGCAGGAAACGUUCGAGCGCAACCAGGAGAUCUAUCAGUUAAAGAGCUUGGACCCUGACUUGGCAGCCAAUGCGGGAGGAGCGGCCUCUGCCGCCUCCUCGGCGGAUAAACAAUCCGAUACUGAUGACUCGGACGAGGAGGAAAUGAACGAGAUUGAUCUGAAUUGCGGCAACAAAGAGCUUUGUGUCCUGGAAGUCGAUGAUAUCGAGGACUUGGAGAUUAUUUCGCUGCUGAUGGAACCGUAUCCGCCGGAGGGCUUCCAUGUGGUAAACACACAACAGGUGCCGGGCAUGCUGGAAAUGGAUACCGUCAAAAAUCUUCAAAUGUUCACCCAAGUGUGGCGUGCACGUCUUGAGGUGGGGCAGAGUGUCAACGGUUUUCCCAAGCACUUUCAGAGACUCCUGCAGACAAUUUACUUUAAGCUGCGCACCAUGAUACCUUGUGCUAUCUGCGAUCUUCGCUUCCGAUUGGAUCUGCCUGAGACGGAUCAAAUCCAACUGCUAGUCACUGGCAUGGCCAUGGGUCUGAGUGAUGCCAGUAAAAUGAAGUACCGCGGACGUGGCCGCGUGAUGCAGCAACAGCAGCAGCAGCAGCCACAACAGCAGCAACAGCAAAACGGAUUUCAUGAGUCCCAGUCCCAGUCUCAGCCUGAACUAAAUGGAAAACGUAUGCUGCAGGAGGAAGAUUACAUUUUCCCACUGGAUGAGGAUCAAAUGGUAGACACACCCACACCGACUAGCACCGCCAUACCUCCGUUUGGAAUGAGUUCGUUUAAAAUGCGCAAAACCUCUCCAUCGCGACUCAGCAACCUGGUGCCGGGUGUGCCAUCUACAGGAGUUAAGCCGCUGAGUGUGGGAGCGGUUCCGCGUAAUCGCUAUUUUCCACUGCGCGAUCGUUAUGGUGUGGAUUUGACUCCACUUAGCUUUAUUCCUGGCGGACGAAUAGAUAAAUAUCUGGGCAAUCUGAACUUUUUCUUUAUCCGAGAAAGCACUUCGAUCCGAGAGAAUGGUGGUAUUAGCGGCUUUGUCCAUGGCUUUAUAACAGAACUGUUGGCGGUGGUGAGGGCACAUAUAGCUUCCCUGGGCGGCAAUGCCAUGGUCUCAUUCUACAUCACAGAACUUAUGCUGUUCGAUAAUCAGCACAAGAACCAGGGUCAAUGCCUGAUUAGCCUCGGUGGAGAUGCUGUCUAUGUGAGCUACCAUGCCGAUGACUGAUACAAAAGCUUGCGGGGCAUAUAGCGCCUGUUUUACGCGAAUCGUCCCAAAAGUCUAUACUCUCUAUAUUCUUCCGCUUAGCUAGCGUGCUGUCAGCUCUGCCCAGCAACUGCAGUAAAUCUGAGUCACGUUUACUUAACUUUACCGUCUCUCUAGUUCGAUUCUUUAUGCAAUAUUUGACCUGUGACGAAACGUUCUUUUCUUCGGUCUUGUUAUUUGUUUGCUUGAUGUUUUUAGCGUUAAACCAAUUGCAAUUUCUGUACAUAGUUGAUGUUUAUUGAAUAUUGAAUUUAGAUCGAGUGCGAAACACACCCACAACAAGUAUACUAACGAUAUAUACAAUUGCUGUAAUCACAAACAUGACACACACAUAUACUCGUACUCCUAGAUAUCAAAUUUUGCGUGUAAAAUACAAUAUUUAAAAAUAAAACAAUUGCUCAA
This is a messenger RNA of Drosophila serrata, 3958 nucleotides long. Its product is annotated as C2 domain-containing protein 5. Gene Ontology annotation, molecular function: calcium ion binding; calcium-dependent phospholipid binding. Gene Ontology annotation, biological process: positive regulation of protein targeting to membrane; protein localization to plasma membrane; positive regulation of vesicle fusion. Lineage: Eukaryota; Metazoa; Arthropoda; Insecta; Diptera; Drosophilidae. The record is from RefSeq and is a predicted model, not a curated record. Gene Ontology annotation, cellular component: plasma membrane.